GUUAAAGAAUAUGUUAAAAUUACCUAACAACAUUUGACAACACACGCGAAUUAGGGAUAGAAAAAUAAACCCGGCCGGAAUAAGGUGAAAAUGCAUACGGAUCUUUCCGCCCAUCUGCACACGCCCGCUUGCAACAAGUUGAUCGAGGAACUCCAGGCCUGCCACGAAAAUAACCCCUUCGCCAAGUUUGUGGGCGUUUGCAAUUCCAUUGACGACAAGGUGGUCAAGUGUCUAAAAGGCGAAAGGAUUGCCCGUUCCGCGGCAAACCGAGCUAAAGCUCGCGAACGUCAGGCUAAAUACAAGGAAAAAUUGCACCAAGAAGAGGCUAAUUAG
Drosophila eugracilis is the source of this 333-nucleotide messenger RNA. RefSeq names its product COX assembly mitochondrial protein 2 homolog. The transcript is spliced from 2 exons. The record is from RefSeq and is a predicted model, not a curated record. NCBI's taxonomy places the organism in Eukaryota, Metazoa, Arthropoda, Insecta, Diptera, Drosophilidae. Gene Ontology annotation, cellular component: mitochondrion. Bases 91 to 333 code for a protein of 80 amino acids.